Molecule: messenger RNA, 2023 nt
Organism: Stegodyphus dumicola
Lineage: Eukaryota; Metazoa; Arthropoda; Arachnida; Araneae; Eresidae
Gene: Cog3
Product: conserved oligomeric Golgi complex subunit 3
Biological process (GO): intra-Golgi vesicle-mediated transport; intracellular protein transport; Golgi organization
Cellular component (GO): cis-Golgi network; membrane; COG complex
Source: RefSeq, a predicted model, not a curated record
AGCUAAAUAUAAUUGAUGGUGUUAAUGUUAUUUAACAUAAUUUUUAUUUCAGCUCAUGAACUAGAAGCAGUCAAAGCUGUUAUUCAGCAAAUGUUAGAAGAUGUCCAAGAACGUUUGGUUUAUAGAACCCAUAUUUAUAUGAAAACUGAUAUUCUAAAUUAUAAUCCAAGUCCUGGGGAUCUUGCUUACCCAGAUAAAUUAGAGAUGAUGGAGAGUAUUGCUGAAAGUUUAUCUGCUGGUGGACUGAGUCGUGCAAGUUCUAGAGCAUCUUUAACUUCUAUAUGUUCUACAAAUAAUACAACUAAUGUGGUUUCACAAGAGACUGCAGAAAAUUCUGAUAAAUUCGUAAAUGCUGGUGUGGAUGGUUCUGUCAAGGAUUUUGAACCAUAUGAACCUCCUAAAAGAACUGUAACCUAUUCACCUGCUGACUUGCAUGGCAUGUGGUACCCUACUGUUCGAAGAACUCUUGUUUGCUUAUCAAAACUCUAUCGAUGCUUGGAUAAAACUAUAUUUCAAGGACUUUCUCAAGAGGUUUUAACUAUGUGUAUCCAAUCGCUGUCUUCUGCAAGUAAAAUAAUCAGCCAAAAAAAGGCAUUACUUGAUGGUCAACUUUUUGAAAUAAAGCAUUUAUUAAUUUUAAGAGAGCAGAUAGCACCAUUUCAGAUUGAUUUUGCUAUUAAAGAGACAACUUUGGAUUUUAGUAAAGUCAAAGUUGCUGCUUAUGGGUUAUUGCAAAAUAGGACGCAUUUGCUUUCACUGAAUUCGAGUAAUGCAAUACUGGAGUUCUUACUUCAGGGUACUCCUCAUGUUACUGAACAUUUGAUUGAUUCCAAAAAGGCAGUUGACAAACAAUUGAAAGUAGUGUGCGAAGAUUUUAUUUCACAUACUGUUACAUUGCUAAUUGGUUCUCUGCAAGAAUUUUUGGAAAAGGCUAAAAUAAUUGCACAAAUGCAGAGUUCACCAAAUUCGCAAGAUAUUAGCCUUAGUCAACAACCCUUUGCUUCAGCUGAAAAGGUAUCACAACUCAUUGCAGAUAAUAUUCGGGAUUUGAAAUCCAAGUUGCCUUCCUUGCAUAGGAGUAUGUCUCUUUAUUUAGCUAAUCCUGACACUGAAUAUAUAUUACUUCGCCCUGUAAAGACCCAAAUUCAGAACUGCUUUGAACAAGUUUUACAGCUAAUUCGAAUGAACUAUACAGAAGAAGAACAAGUAAUCAUUGCAUGUCCUUCUUUAGAACAACUGAGCAUUUUACUGUCACCCAGUGCUUCAAAAUGCUGAACAAAAGAAAACUCCUGACAAUUUAAAGCUUACUUCAUGUAUUUUGUUUAAUAUAACAAAUGGGAAUAUCUUUGCUAAGAUUGUUGUUUACACUAUGUCAGUGCUUCUCAAAUUUCAGCUGUCUUAACUGCAUACAUGUAGUUAGAUACGGUAAAUAAAAAUUAAUAGAAAAAAGAACAAGGUAUUAAUUAAUAAUAAUUAACAUAUGUAACUGUUAACUGAUAAUUAUAUAAUGAAAAGAUUAUUUUAGAAUUUUUCAUAACGCUUAAAAAACUAUUUUGUGUCCUACUUUGGGAAUCACUGCACUAUAUGAUAUCUGAAGCCUGUUGAAAUUUAUAGAUGAUUGUUUACUAAACUUGUGUAAAUAUAUUACCUGAUUUUUAAUUCUCUGAUAAUUAGAUCUACAAAUGUCAUUUAAGACUUAAUUUGUCAUAUCAAUGUUAUUUCAUAAAAUUAUUUAUUUAAUAGCAAAUUUUCAUUUUUCAUGUUAAUGAUAAAAUUAAGAUUUUUAUGUCAUUAUGACUCUCUUGCACAUGAUAUGAAAGUAUAUUUUCUUGAGGGAAUUUAUAUCUAAUCUCUAUAUAAUUUGUAUAAAUUUUGUAUAUAAUAUACGUGCUUUGUGUUUUUUGUGAUUUUUAUUUAACUCAUACUUUUAGAAACUGUGUUCAUUACACUGAAAACUUUCAUCUACUAUUAAAAUGUAUAAGAAAAUGCACUAUUUUAUGAAUGCAAUAAAAAUAGCACUGUA